AUGGAACCCCGAACGGAAGCGUACGGGAACCUUCCCAAGCAAGCAACGAAAAAGUUUCAAGCAAGGUGGUCAUCUUCUUCUGCUCAAACACACGACUGCCCCACCGACGUCAUAGAAGACGAAACACAAAGGGAGUUUAAGAAUAAGCUGGUUUCCACCACGGACUCUUCUUCAUCUUUUGGUAAACCAAGUCUGGGUCAACCAUUAUGCUUCUGUGAAAUUGAAGCCCAACUAAGAUACUCAUCUACUAUAAAAAAUCCAGGACGACCUUUCUUAGGGUGUCCUAACUACAACACAAAGGGAUUACCAUAUUGUAAGUAUUUCAAGUGGGUUGAGGAGGAUCAAUACAAAAAGUCCGAUCUAAGAGAAACUCACAAUGAACUGUUAAGAGCCAAGAAAGAGCUGGAGAAGAUACUCGAUGAUAUCGAAAAGAGCAAAAUUGAUCUCCGUAAGAGAGCGGAUGAGAUCGAGAUGAGAGAGAUGACGCUAUCCAAUAGAAAUGAGGAGGUUGUGAAGAAGGAGUUGGCGGUUCUUGUACGCGAAGCGCAAAUAAGACACUCACGCACACUACUCCGAGUGUAUUGGGCUGCCGCAUUUGUUGUAGCAUGUUACUUGUCUUGCAAAUAG
Molecule: messenger RNA, 627 nt
Organism: Juglans regia (Persian walnut)
Lineage: Eukaryota; Viridiplantae; Streptophyta; Magnoliopsida; Fagales; Juglandaceae
Exons: 3
Coding region: 1-627 (208 amino acids)
Molecular function (GO): zinc ion binding
Source: RefSeq, a predicted model, not a curated record